This is a messenger RNA of Camelus dromedarius (Arabian camel), 4409 nucleotides long. It is a transcript of the gene ENKUR, whose product is annotated as enkurin, TRPC channel interacting protein. The transcript has 5 exons. Gene Ontology annotation, cellular component: acrosomal vesicle. The record is from RefSeq and is a predicted model, not a curated record. Gene Ontology annotation, molecular function: calmodulin binding. The coding region runs from base 109 to 804 and encodes 231 amino acids. Lineage: Eukaryota; Metazoa; Chordata; Mammalia; Artiodactyla; Camelidae.
GGAAAUAAUUGUUCCAUUUCAGCAUCAUAUGACUUUUGAAAAAAAUAACAUAUUCUUACCUCAGUGAAGUAGCCUUGAAUGACAGCUUCUUAAAGAAGAGUUUGCGAAAUGUAUGUAUCAGUUUUUAAGGCAGCUGUAAAAGAGGACAUGCAAAAAUUUAAAACUGCAGUGAAAACUAUGGGACCAGCAAAACUUGAAAUACCUUCCCCAAAGGAUUUCCUGAAGAAACAUUCAAAGGAAAAAACUCUACCACCCACAGAAAAAAAGUUUGAUCGAAAUGAGCCCAGAAAGCCUCCUGUGCCUUUGAGGACUGACCAUCCAGUCAUGGGAAUACAGUGUGAAAAAAAUUUUAUAAAUACAAAUGCAGCCGAUGUCAUUAUGGCAGUGGCUAAAAAGCCUAAACCAGUUUAUGUUGACAGAAGAACUGGAGACAAGCAUGACCUUGAAACUUCAGGACUGGUUCCGAAGUACAUCAAUAAAAAGGAUUAUGGUGUCACGCCUGAAUAUAUAUGUAAGCGAAAUAAGGAAGCGAAGAAAGCCCAGGAGGAGUAUGAUAACUAUAUCCAAGAAAACCUUAGGAAAGGAGCGAUUAAAAGGGUAUCUGAUGAAGAAAGGGAGGCAGUUCUGCAAGGGCUGAAAAAGAAAUGGGAAGAGGUGCACAAAGAAUUCCAGUCCCUCUCGGUCUUCAUCGACUCCAUAUCAAAGAAGAUCCACAAGCAGAAGCUGGAAGAAGAAAUGAAGCAACUGGAACAUGACAUUGGUGUCUUUGAAAAGCACAAAAUCAUUUAUAUUGCUAAUAAGUAAUAGUGGAUUUUUUAAAAACAUAGUCAUUUCAACGUAGAAAAAACACAGAAAAAAAUGAAACCAUAAGUUUCCAAAGCGGAAAAUGCUAUGGGGAGUAUGAAAAUAGUCUUUACUGAAAUGGCUUAGGCAAAGUUUAAAGAAUAAAUGGAUUAUUUACUAACAGAGAAAAAAAAUUUUUUUUUACCAGUGUCUGGGUUUCCAUGUGUAACCCAGUUAAAGUUUGAUGUUAGGUAUUCCAGCUCUAUAGCAUAAUUAAUUGUUACUGUGUACUUAUUUCAGAUAAACACUAAUUUCUAGGCCCUGAAAAAGUCAAUACUCAGAAAUUCACAUUUCUUUCUACACUGAAUAAUACAAUAAACAUAACAUUCAAAACUAACAUUUUGAAUGAGAAAUAGUGCUGUAAGCUUUUUUACUACUUCUGAAGUGUUUUCUGCAUAUUGUCUCAGAGAGCUACAAAUCACGUAUAUUCUCUGGUGGCCUGUGUCAUUUUCAGCUAUUUACACCUAUAAAUAUUUUCAAUAUCCAUAAUGUUAUAUAGGCUGAGAGGCUUACAUUUGGAAGAAGAAAAAUUAAGAAGCUAACAUAAAGUCAAGGAGACAGCUUAGCAAAUGCAUUCAUUGAGGAUAAAGAGAAGAGCUUCUUUCCUGACAUCAAGCUUUUAAAAACUUGGCUACUCUCGGUGCCUUAUUCCAUAAUUUAUUAUAUGUAUUUCACUAAAAUAGGAUCUUACUUUUCCUUUUUGGUUUUCUCUAUUUUGUGAAUUCUGAUGUUUCUAUUUUUAAUGUUACAUAAUUUCUUAAGCAGUAAGUUUAUGCAAGUAGAGCUGUCUUCAACCCAAAAUAAAUAAACCUAUAAGUAUCCAAGAAGGAAAAGAUUCUCUUGUGAAAUUUUUAGAGAAACUUGGUAAAAUAUAUGAAACUAUAAAAUAUCAGAGCAAUACUGUAUAUAAGAAAUUCUCACUUAUCCAGAAUGGUUGGUUGCUACUGAGGGAAGAUGAAGAGCUGUAACAAGAAACCCCAAAAUGUCUGUUUACUAAAGCACACUAGAAACUCAGUUCUGGCUCCCAUAGCAGGACUGUGCUGUGAAGAGACCCACAGGAUCCCUAUUCCACUCAGUCACUCAGGGCCCCAGACUCCAGGGUUGGGUAAGCUCCCUUCUCUGCAGAGUUGAGGGGUGGCAUGGCCAGGCCUAGACAGGUGCACAUCAUUUCCACUUGCAUUUUCUAAGUAACACUAGUUGCUUUAACAAACUACCUCCAAAUUUUAGUUGUCUGAUUAAAAAAAAGAUAAAUUUCCCAUCUAUAUUACAUGCACUGUGAAUGAGGGUGGGAGUGUACGCUCUUCCAUGCUGUCACUCAGGGACUUCGUCUCCUUCUAUCCAGUGGCUCUGCUGGUACAGCCAGCCUCCUCUGCCACAAUUAAGGAUAAAUGUUUAAGUUAGUGUUUUCUUUCUAAGAUAAUUCCCACACAUACUAAGUUUUAAAUAAUUCAAAAUCAGUAGCAAUGCAAAAAAUAUUCUAAUUGCUUCAGCCUUACAGCGGUUAUGUUUUGGAGUCAUGAACGAGAAUUGCCUUAAAUGUUAAAAUGAUAACUUUGUGUUUUUAACAGAUGGUUUUUCUCUUGCUUUCUGUAAAUGUCUACUAAAGAGUAUAGACUUUUCUUCAUGGCCCACAAUGCUGUAGUAGAUAGACUUACUGUCUUUCUCACUCACAGGCUUCCUAGGGAAACUUUCCAUCCAUUCUUCCUGGGAAGGUUCUCCCUACCCUGGGAUCCCAACCUUGAAAACCUCCAGUGCAGCGUACCCCCCAUACACACACACACACACACACACACACACACACACACACACACACACACACACACACACUGGAUCAUCCUACCAGUAAGAGGAGGCACAGACACUUGACUCAGGUGACUGAUCAGAUGUUCUGUCUUGACAGGAUGAAUUAAAAGACACAGAGAUUUUUAAGUGUAUAGUUCAGUGGUAUUAAAUACAUUUAUAAUGUUGAAUGACCAUCACCAUCAUCCAUCUCCAUAACUAUUUUCAUCUUGUAAAACUGAAACUCUAUACCCAUUAUACAACUCCCCAUUUUCCCCUCCCCCCAGCCCUUGGGAACCACUAUUCUACUUUGUUUCUAAGGUUUUGACAACUAUAAAUACCACAUAUAAGUGGAAUCAUGCAGUAUAUAUCUUUUUUGACUGGCUUAUGUCACUUAGCAUCAUGUCCUCAAGGUUUAUUCAUGUUGUAGCACUUCGCAGAAUUUCCUUCCUUUUUAAGGCUGAGUAAUACUCCAUUGUAUGUAUAUACCACAUUUUGCUUAUCCAUUCUUCUGUUCGUGGUCACUUGGAUUGCUUCCAUGUCUUAGCUGCCAUGAAUAAUGCUACUAUAAAUAUAGGUGGUACAAAUAUCUCUUCAAGACCCUGCUUUUGAUUCUUUUGGGUAUAUAGGCAAAAGUAGAUUUGCUAGGCCAUGUGGUAAUUCUAUUUUUAAGGUUUUGAGGAAGUAUCAUUCUCUCUAACACAGCAGCUAUAUUAUUUUACAUCCCCAUCAAUGAUGUAGAAGACGCCCAAUUUCUCCACACCCUUGUCAACACUCGUUUCUGUUUUUUGAUAGUAGCAUGUAAUAAUAGGUGUGAGGUGAUACCUCGUUUUAGUUUUGAUUUGCAUUUCCCUACUGAUUAGUGAUGCUAAGUAUCUUUUCUUGUGCUUAUUAGUCAUUUGUGUAUCUUCUGUGGAGAAAUGUCUAGUCAAGUCCUUUGUCAAUUUUUUAAUUGUGGUGUUUGGUUUUUGUUGUUGUUGAGUUUUAGGAGUUUUCUAUAUAUUUAUAUUAAUCCCUUAUCAGAUAUAGGAUUUGCAAAUAUUUUACUCUAUGAGUUGCCUUUUUAUUUACUGAUAUUGUCUUUCAAUGUACAAAACUUUUCAGUUUUCAUGAAGUUCAGUGUGUCUAGUUUUCCUUUUGUUAUCUGUGCCAUUGGUGUCAUAUCCAAAAAAAUCAAUGCCAAGUCCAAUGUUGUAAAGGUUUUGUCCUGUUUUUUCCUAAGAGUUUUAUUGUUUCAUGUCUUACAUUUAGGUCUUUGAUCCAUUUUGAUGAUUGUAUGUGAUGUUAGGUAGGGGUCCAACUUCAUUCUUUCGUAUGCGGAUAUCCAGUUUUCCCAGCACCAUUUGUUAAAAAGACUGUCCUUUCCCCAUUGAGUGGUCUCGGAAUUCUUGUCUAAAAUAAUUUGACCAUACAUGUGAGGGCUUAUUUCUGGGCUGUCUAUUCUAUUCCAUUGGUCAGCAUGUCUGUUUUAUGCCAGUACCACACUGUUUUUAUUACUUUCACUUGGUAGUAAGUUUUAAAAUCAGAACGUGUUGAAUCCUCCAAUUUUGUUCUUCUUUGUCAAGAUCAUUUUGGCUAUUCAGAGUCCCUUGAGAUCAUGUGAAUUUAGCAUGGGUUCUAUUUCUGCAGAAAAGGUCAUUGGGAUUUUGAUAGUGAUUGCAUUGAAUCUGUAGAUUGGUUUAAGUGAUAUUGACAUUUUGACUAUGUUAAGUCUUCCAAUUCAUGAAUGUGGGCUGUGUUUCCAUCUAUUUUUGUCUUUCAUUCCUUUCAGCAAUGUUUUGUAAUUU